Molecule: messenger RNA, 2226 nt
Organism: Momordica charantia (bitter melon)
Lineage: Eukaryota; Viridiplantae; Streptophyta; Magnoliopsida; Cucurbitales; Cucurbitaceae
Product: TOM1-like protein 3
Biological process (GO): protein transport to vacuole involved in ubiquitin-dependent protein catabolic process via the multivesicular body sorting pathway
Molecular function (GO): ubiquitin binding; phosphatidylinositol binding
Source: RefSeq, a predicted model, not a curated record
UCCGGUGGCCGGUUGGUCUACGUAAGACCGUUCUUCUCCAGCAAGAAAGACGCGGUUUUCAGGCCGAAAUCCACAUCAGCCCUUGCCCAAGUCUCCGCCAUGGAAACUCCGACAAAGUCAAACCCAGAGACCCAACCCUGUACCAAGGAAGGAAAUUUUGGGAAGACUUUGUGACUGUCAUCUGACCUCGCGUGGGGCGAUAAUAACUAUAUUGCUUCCAUGAUUCUGAAUUUUGUUUACUAAACCCAUCUUUUUGCUUUCCUUGUCGCGAUAUGCCAGAUGGGAAUUGGACUCAGCUGUACGUUUUAACUCGCCGAUUAGCAAUUUCCCCCUUGGCCCUUCCUUUCAUUCUUUUCUUUAUUCCUGGGUCUGUGUGAAAAUUCAAAGUUGGCUCUGAAAAAGAGAAGAGUCCCAAACUAAUCAAACAAGCAACCCCUCGACGAAGAAAACCCAAAAAAGAAAGAACACGCGCGCACAGUUCCUCCCCACUUUUUCCUACUCGUUCUCCUGUUGAUUCUAGGCAGGAGAUUCAAGGACGAAAUACCUUAUUAGGGUGUAAUAGAUUCAGAGGAACAUGUCUACCAAUGCUGCUGCUUGUGCCGAGAGAGCAACAAAUGAUAUGCUUAUUGCUCCCGAUUGGGCAAUAAAUAUUGAGCUCUGUGAUAUCGUUAACAUGGAUCCUAGGCAAGGGAAAGAUGCAUUGAAGAUACUCAAGAAGCGUCUAGCUAGCAAAAAUCCCAAAACACAACUUCUAGCUCUUUAUGCAUUGGAGGCUCUAAGCAAAAACUGCGGCGAUAAUGUUUUAAAGCUGAUUGUAGAUCGUAAAAUCCUGCACGAAAUGGUUAAAAUUGUAAAGAAGAAGCAGCCCGAUUCAAAUGUACGGGACAAGAUAUUAACUUUGGUAGAUGCAUGGCAAGAAGCAUUUGGUGGUGGCUCCAAGGGAAAGUAUCCACAAUACUAUGCAGCGUACAUUGAGUUGAAGAAUGCUGGCUUUCAAUUUCCACCAAGAGAAGAGAAUGUUGGGCAGUUCUUUAGUCCACCUGAGAUACAGCCAACUUUAGAGGACCCUGUUUCGGCUUACGAUGAUUUUUCUGUGCAGGCCUCUCUCCAGUCUGAUGCUUCUGAUUUAAGCUUGCCAGAAAUUCAAAAUGCACAGGGACUAUCAGAUGUUUUAAUGGAAAUGCUUGGUGCACUGGACCCUAAGACUCCGGAGGCUUUGAAGCAAGAAGUGAUUGUUGAUCUUGUUGACCAAUGCCGUUCCUACCACAGCCGUGUCAUGAUGCUUGUGAAUGAGACCACAGACGAGGAACUUUUAUGUCAAGGGUUGGUGUUGAAUGAUAGUCUGCAGCGUGUACUUAGCUUCCAUGACGACAUUGCAAAAGGAACAUUAGUGACAGCAGGUAGAAGAACAGAACCUUCUGUUCCAACGGUUCCCUAUAUGAACCCUGAAGAUGAUGAGUCGGAUGAUGAUUUUACCCCAUUAGCUCGCAGGUCAACGAGAGAUCACAUUUAUGAAAGGGACAGGAAACUGUCGAAUGGUCAAUCAUCCCGAGUUAGUCCACUUCCUUCACCCUCAUCAAAGAAGGCGAUCCGCGUGGACAUGAUUGAUCAUCUGAGCGGCGACACGUACAAACCUCAAGGAUCUCCAAGGACAGCAGAGCCUCCAUCCUAUCCACCUCCAGUUUUCCCACCUUCACCAACAACUUCAUCUACCUCACCUUUCCACACUACUAGGCAGCCUCUGUUCGACGAACCACCUCCAAGAAUGAUAUCCACGAAUCCACUCCGGGACACCCAAUCUCCGGGCUCGCUCCCUCCCCCACCCUCGAGAUAUAAUCAAAGACAACAAUUUUUUGAGCAACAAAAAGCUGUUACAGGAGGCAGUCUGCCCCAUUUGGGCAACGGUACUUAUGGUUCAUCUGAUGACAACAUAGUGGGACAAACUAAGAAUCUGUCGCUCGGUCCUUCCACUCCAACCAGAUCCGCAGACCAUGAAGAAGCCCUUUUCAAAGAACUGGUGGAUUUUGCCAAUACCAAAUCAUCUCCAUCAUCAAAACCCAGCCGACCAUUCUGAGACACGAGUAGCGAAGACUGAUGAUGUUUUUUCUUUGUUUUUGUGGUUGUAGACAGGUGAUGUGGUUCCUUUGACGAGGCUGAUGUAUAUUCAUGAACAAAGUAUCCAUUUUGUUUUGUAGUAGAGUUAGAAUUUGUUGAUGUUGCUUUGGA